Molecule: messenger RNA, 687 nt
Organism: Pipistrellus nathusii (Nathusius's pipistrelle)
Lineage: Eukaryota; Metazoa; Chordata; Mammalia; Chiroptera; Vespertilionidae
Source: the annotation of a GenBank genome assembly
AUGGAGACUGUGGUGAUCGUUGCCAUAGGCGUGCUGGCCACCAUCUUUCUGGCCUCGUUCGCAGCCUUAGUGGUGGUUUGCAGGCAGCGGUAUUGCCGACCUCGACCCCGGGACCUGCUGCAGCGCUAUGAUUCCAAGCCCAUUGUGGACCUCAUUGGUGCCAUGGAGACCCAGUCGGAGCCCUCUGAGCUAGAACUGGACGACGUCGUCAUCACCAACCCCCACAUCGAGGCCAUUCUGGAGAACGAAGACUGGAUCGAGGAUGCCUCGGGUCUCAUGUCCCACUGCAUUGCCAUCUUGAAGAUCUGUCACACUCUGACGGAAAAGCUUGUUGCCAUGACAAUGGGCUCCGGGGCCAAGAUGAAGACUUCGGCCAGCGUCAGUGACAUCAUCGUGGUGGCCAAGCGGAUCAGCCCCAGAGUGGACGAUGUGGUGAAGUCCAUGUACCCGCCGCUGGACCCGAAGCUCCUGGAUGCACGGACAACGGCCCUGCUCCUGUCUGUCAGCCAUCUGGUGCUGGUGACCAGGAAUGCCUGCCACCUGACCGGGGGCCUGGAUUGGGUGGACCAGUCGCUGUCCGCUGCUGAGGAGCACCUGGAAGUCCUUCGAGAAGCAGCCCUGGCCUCCGAGCCAGAGAAAGGCCCCCCUGGCCCUGAGGGCUUCCUGCAGGAGCAGUCGGCCAUCUAG